GCUCAGCCUGGAGCUCGGAGCGGCCGCCGCGGCAGUCUCCACCCCGGAUACCACACUCUUACCCCCGGCUCAUAUAAAGAUAGCGCGACUAACAGGCCGUCCCCCGGGCUGCUCAUUAUUCUUGUUGAUGGUUAGACUCUGCGAGAGAAGGAUGAAGUUCCUCGUAGCCGUUACAGUCAUUGUGGGAUCAGUGAUUUUUCUCGCUUUCCCAAAUGGCUCAUCCGCUGACGAGAAGAAGAAAGGCCCCAAAGUGACUGCGAAGGUGUUCUUUGACAUUAGGAUUGGAGACGAAGAUGUUGGAAGAGUUGUUAUCGGGGUGUUUGGGAAAACUGUUCCCAAAACAGUCGACAACUUUGUCGCUUUGGCGACAGGAGAGAAAGGAUUUGGUUACAAGGGCAGCAAAUUCCACAGAGUCAUCAAGGAGUUCAUGAUCCAGGGUGGAGACUUCACCAGAGGAGACGGCACUGGAGGCAAGAGCAUCUAUGGAGACCGCUUCCCCGACGAGAACUUCAAGCUGAAGCACUACGGCCCUGGCUGGCUCAGCAUGGCUAACGCCGGCAAAGACACCAACGGCUCUCAGUUCUUCAUCACUACAGUUGAGACUCCAUGGCUGAACGGGAAACACGUCGUCUUUGGAAAAGUCCUGGAGGGGCUGGAUGUGGUGAAGAAGAUUGAAGCCACAAAGACAGAUAGCCGCGAUAAGCCCCUUAAAGAUGUCACCAUCCACGAUUGCGGCAAAAUCGAGGUGGAGAAGCCGUUCGCUGUGGCCAAGGAGUAGAGUGCUGCUGGGGAGUACAGGGAGAACAGGACUUGGGGGAAAUCGUGCAGGCCACCUUGUUUUUAUCACUAACAGCCCUGUGGUCCUGGAGAAGGGGCUUUGGGUCAUUCGGUGUCCGUGGCUGCCGUCUUAAAGCACCAGAAGAGCAAUCAUGACGACGCUCUGGGUCCAUUUACCAACGAGCAUUCCAAGGUGCACUUAACUGUUCGUUGUUGUUGGGUUUUUUUUUGUAAAAAAUGAAAUCUAAAAUAAAGGUUUCAAGUUUUGUUAAA
This is a messenger RNA of Siniperca chuatsi (mandarin fish), 1050 nucleotides long. RefSeq names its product peptidylprolyl isomerase B (cyclophilin B) (gene ppib). Gene Ontology annotation, biological process: protein peptidyl-prolyl isomerization; protein folding. The transcript has 5 exons. Gene Ontology annotation, molecular function: peptidyl-prolyl cis-trans isomerase activity. Gene Ontology annotation, cellular component: intracellular membrane-bounded organelle. The coding region runs from base 128 to 778 and encodes 216 amino acids. The record is from RefSeq and is a predicted model, not a curated record. Lineage: Eukaryota; Metazoa; Chordata; Actinopteri; Centrarchiformes; Sinipercidae.